This is a messenger RNA of Dryobates pubescens (Downy woodpecker), 1850 nucleotides long. RefSeq names its product stathmin 3 (gene STMN3). The record is from RefSeq and is a predicted model, not a curated record. Lineage: Eukaryota; Metazoa; Chordata; Aves; Piciformes; Picidae. Gene Ontology annotation, cellular component: cytoplasm; neuron projection. The transcript is spliced from 6 exons. The coding region runs from base 208 to 750 and encodes 180 amino acids. Gene Ontology annotation, biological process: regulation of microtubule polymerization or depolymerization; neuron projection development; microtubule depolymerization. Gene Ontology annotation, molecular function: tubulin binding.
CUGGAGCAGAGAAGAAAGGGAGGAAGAGGAGAGGAUAAAAUCCUCUUUCUGCCAGAGCCGUGGCUGGCCCUUCCCUUUCCGUGGGCUCUCCAGCCUCUCCCCACCGCGGAUGGCUGCAGCCCCCUGCAGCUGAGUCAGUCCCUGCCCUCCCGCAGCACUGCAGCACCCGCAGCUCCUUGCAGCACCCGCAGCAGCAGCAGCAGCAGCAUGGCCAGCACCGUCUCAGCCUACAAGGAGAAAAUGAAGGAGCUGUCUCUGCUCUCCCUCAUCUGCUCCUGCUUCCACACCCAGCCCCACCCUAACACCAUCUACCAGUAUGGAGAUAUGGAGGUGAAGCAGCUGGAUAAGAGGGCAUCAGGCCAGAGCUUUGAAGUGAUCCUCAAGUCCCCUUCAGAUUUGUCUCCUGAGAGCCCAAUCCUCUCCUCCCCCCCCAAGAAGAAGGACCUGUCCCUGGAGGAGCUGCAGAGGAGGCUGGAGGCUGCAGAAGAGAGGAGGAAGACCCAGGAGGCCCAGGUGCUGAAGCAGCUGGCUGAGAAGCGGGAACACGAGCGGGAGGUGCUGCACAAGGCGCUGGAGGAGAACAACAACUUCAGCCGCCUGGCCGAGGAGAAGCUCAACUACAAGAUGGAGCUGAGCAGGGAGAUCCGUGAAGCACACCUGGCUGCCUUGAGGGAGAGGCUCCGUGAGAAGGAGCUGCACGCAGCCGAAGUGCGCAGGAACAAGGAGCAGCGGGAGGAGAUCUCUGGCUAAAGGGCUUUUCUACACACCUAGCGCCUGGUUCCUGUCACCAACCCAACCCAUCCACCACCCAACACCUUCUCUUUUCUUUGUCUUAGAUGCAACAUUGGGUUCUCCAUCCCUCCCCUCCCACCCCACCCCUCCCCUGGUGUUUGUCCCCCAGCUACACACUUCUCUCUCUCUGCAUCCUUCAUCCUUCAGUGCUUGUGGGGAUCGCAGGGACCUCUGAGCAGAGAGCCACUAGUUCAUGGGGAGCAGAGAGUCACUUGAUGGGUCACUCAACCCAGCAGCUUCCUGGGAGGGUUUUGUCCUUUUAUAGAGAAAGAAAAGAACAAAAACCAACCAAAAAAUCUUCUUAAACUGAUGGGGAAAAAAAGAAACCCCCAAAACCCACUGCAAGGAGCUCAAGACAUGAAUAAAUGCCAGCAGCAGGGGCAUGGAGAUGGAGACUGCUUCCCCAGGGCUGUGCCUUCUCCUGGUGUUUGCUGGGAGCCAGUGAUGGCUUUCAGAAUGCUGGGGAGGAAGUGGUUGCUCCUCUGGGGGAGGUGGGGCAGGGAGCAGCCCCACGUUCAGCAGUGGUAGGAGAGGAGGAGGAGGGAUGGGCUGGCUCAGGAGCUGUGGUGUGCAGGACCCCCACCACCAGGCUGCACCUGAUCCAGCCCAGGCAGGCAGUGACCCAAAGUGCUCAGCUCUGGGUGGCUCUGGUAGCCUGGGUGACAGGAGGGGAGACUCUCCCCCCAGAGCUCGGUGCAGGCUUUGCCUGGUGUCCUGGUUGGCCGUGGACUGGAGGAGCCCACAGGCCAAGCCACCUUCUGCCUGGCAGAGCAGGCACCAGGAGGCCCUGGCUGAGCAGCCCAGGAGAGCCACAGCUGCUGACUCCAUCCUUGGCUCUGCAGGAGCCCUGGAGAGGGUGCCUGCUCUGUGGGCUCUCCAGCACUCCCAGACCACGAGAUUUCCCUCCAGUAAAGCAAAUCCAACAGUGUGCAAGAGCCCUUCAGUGAACAGAAUCUCCCUUCCCUCCUCCAGGAGAUGGAUGUGAGCCUUGGUACCAUCACAGGGCAGCCACCCAGGGCUCUGCCUGCCCAAUGCCUCCAGGCCUGUGGCUUUGGGUG